UGAUGCACACAUGUAGGCAGUAGGUGUUGUGGCAGUGACUCAGGUGAGACAGGUCACCGUUUCGAAGAAGUAAUUCAGAGCAGACCGUGGGAUAAAACAGCCGUGUGCUCCUUUAAUUAUAGAGAGAGAUCGUGGCUGCGUAAGAGAUGGAGGGCGAGCUCUCUCUUUGCUGUAAUGCUGUUUAAAAUUCACUCCCCCUCCCCAUGAUGCUCUGUCUCUCUCUCUCUCUUUCUGCCUCUAUGUGCUGUCUGCUAGAUGUGUUUUAUCGCACAGUGUGGAUGUGGAGCUCUUGCAGUGGGAGAAUUGAACAAUGCCAGACAGAAGAAGCUACAGGUCAGACAUUUCGAGCGCUCUAGGGGGUUUUCAUCUAGUGUUGGCAACGCAACGUGACCCACUUAACAUCUCCUAAGAUUCCUUAAUAUUGCUGCAUGUCAUCCAAUAGCAUCCAUCAUCACCACCCAGUUUACAAAUGAGAAGCAAAGGCCUUUAAACGUUAAAGCACUACCACACGAAACCAACAUGACUAUCUCCAUUCAAAACGUCACUGCCACCUCUGCCAUCAUCAGCUGGCUGCCUUCUCCAGGUUGCGUAGACACGUUCUACAGCGUCAUGUAUCACCCAAACUGGAACAGUCUUCUGAUGGGUUACACUCGCAAGAGCUUCCUGCGUGAGGACAGGGUUCCCGUCAGCCAGACGUCCGCCAGCCUCAUCAACCUCAGUCCACAGACUACUUACAUCCUCUGUGUCACGUGCCAGUCCGCCAACCCUACUAGAGAGCAGUGCCAGGUCUUCAGUACCCUAGACGAGGGCACGGAGCAAAAUGAAGGUGGCAGAGAGUUGGCAAUGGGAGUUUGGCUGGCCAGCAGCAUCCUCCUCCUGAUCAUUGCUGUGGCUCUGCUUUGGGGAUGUGUUCACACAAUAUGUCCGGCCAAGAGAGAUUUUAAAAGAGGUAAGCAGUCGGGUUCCAACCCUCCUCAACUGGCUUUGACCCCCAUGGGUGGAAUCAUGAGAAGCGAUGGACGGAAAAAUCUGUACUCUCCGAGCUACAGUGAGGAGGACUAUCGUAACGCGACAGUGAUUGAGAAUCCUUACCGUGUCGAGCAGGGUAACGGGCCGAAUCGUGAAACUGGAACAUGGUAUAAUAUGCAGACAUGUGGUCCCAAGUCCUAAUAAUUGUGUAUGGUAAGAAUCAUUCAUGUACUGACCCCAAAGGGUUCAAACUAUUAGAACUUACACAAUGAGGACGAUUAUUGGAACGGAAACCAUUUUGAGGAAAUUAAACUCUGACAAACCAGAUAAUUUUGGCUGAAGAGUGUUAAAAUGGUUUUAUGAAGUCAGAUGGAAAGACGACUAGUGAAGAAAAUUAUCUACAAAAUGAGGCUUGCCCAAUUAUGGUGGCCUCCAUAUUGAGAUCACAUGACUGGCCACGUCUUGGAUUUCAAUAAAAGUCAGCAAAACACAAAAGCAUGAUAUUAAGUAGUGCAACACAUUUCAUAUUCAAUGCAAAUAUUAUUACAGAUUGUGUAUUAUACUGUUCCUGUAUAAAUUAAUAGUCUGUUUUGUGUUAAAUGAGUUGAAAAUGUAUGUAUCUUACAAAUAAAAAUUUGCAUAUGUGCCCAGGAAGUUAUCUUUAAGAGGCUUUUUGUGAAUUAAUGUUAAUGCAGGAAGUGUAAUUGAUAUCAGUGUGAUAUUUGUAAUGAAGCAGGAAACAGAAGCACCAUUGACUUUCAUAGUAAGAAAAAAUACUGCUACAUGAUGACGAUCACUGGGACGGAAAACAUUUUAAGGAAAUGAAACUCUGAUGGACCAGAAAGUUAAGGCUGAAGAGUGUAAAAAUGUUUUUUUUUUAAAGUCAGAUGGAAACAUGUCUAAUGAAGAAAAUGAUCUACAAAAUAAUGCUUGCCCAAUUAUGGUGGCCUCCAUGUUGAGAUCACAUGACUGACCACGUCUUUGAUUUCAAGACGACAAAACACGAUAGCAUGAUAUUAAAGGCGGAGUCCACGAUGUUUGAAAGCCGAUGUUGAUAUUUGAAAUCACCUAAACAAACACGCCCCUACCCCAAUAGAAUCUGGACCUUUUGUUGAUAGACCCGCCCUACACAUACGCAACCCGGCAAGGAUGUCAGUUAGUAGACACGCUCCUUACUGCUGAUUGGCUAUAAGUGUGUUUUGGUAGUCGGACCGUCUCCUUUUCCAAAGCGUUUUUCAAACAUCGUGGACUCCGCCUUUAAGUAGUACAACACAUUAAAUCCUUAAAGUGACACUCCACUUUUUUUUUAAAUAGUCUCAUUUUUCAGCUUCCCUAUAUUUAAAUAUUUGAUUUUUACUGUUUUGGGAUCCAUUCAGGCGAUCUCUGGGUCUGGCGGGACCACUUUUAGCAUAGCUUAGCAUAAUCCAUUGAAUCUGGUUAGACCAUUAGCAUCGCGCUCACAAUGACUAAUGAGUUUCGAUAUUUUUCCUAUUUAAAACUUGCCGAAAAUAGUAACCCAUAGUAACUAUAGUUCCUAGCCAUAUCAGCCUAGAAAAUCGCAACUUUUAAUUUUCCGUCAGUCUUAGUACACAAUGUAAAAAAAGAGUCAAGAUUUAAAUA
Messenger RNA from Misgurnus anguillicaudatus (oriental weatherfish), 2589 nucleotides. RefSeq names its product fibronectin type III domain-containing protein 9. The record is from RefSeq and is a predicted model, not a curated record. NCBI's taxonomy places the organism in Eukaryota, Metazoa, Chordata, Actinopteri, Cypriniformes, Cobitidae. Gene Ontology annotation, molecular function: protein binding.